AUGAACGGCACUGAGGACGACGAGAAGACGAAGGUACAAGAAUCGGUGGUUGAUGCCCCUGGCACCGACAUGGCAUGCACGGCUACCGAGGCCACUGCGGCGGAAGCGCUCGAUCCGAGGCGAGGCGCAGAAGCGGCGACGGUGGGCGACGGCGGUCACGCGACGCUCUGGGCAGAUCGAGUGGAAACGGUGACGGCCUACCAGCUGGCCUCGGCGGCCCUUCGACGUCUGCCCACACGCACCGCCCCUGUCGACAAGGACGUUUGGAGAAGGCAGCGGACGGAUGAGGUGACGACGUCAAGAGUGGAAGCGAGCGCCACUCACGCAGGCGUGAGCGCACCGCCGCCGCCGUCACCUUCAGCAGCCCGGCGUGGUACCAUCUUCGCCGACGCCGAUCAACCAACAACGUGCACUACCAACACCUCUCCGCUAACCCCAAGUGCGGAGAAAGUGCGCGCGGCCGUCUUCACAGCCUUGUCGCCGUCUUCGACCCGCUUCCAAGUACCGCCGCUACAGGCAGCACGCGUACAUGCUGUCCAACCGUCCCCCCACACGUCAUCACAUAAAGGCGACGAGAGCGCCGUGCUCACCACCUCCGAAGGUCAGAGCCCCAACAGCGCCAACGUAUACCGUCAUGCGGACCGCCAAGGCAGUAGCGAUGCCGCUGAGGGCGCGAACGCCCGUGAUGACGAGGACGACGAGGACGGCGUUGCUGCACGGGUGCUCUUCUCGCUGCAUCGAAAAGAUGACAUGAUCAGGCAGCUCACGCACGCCGUUGAGGCGCUGCAAGACGAAAAUGCUCUGCUGCGCAGCCUUCGUGCAGCCGCUCCGCAGGCGGAUGCCGUCCCGCCGCCACAAGCGACCGGAUUGACACUCUCUCCAGAUAGGAAGACAUCCUCCCCGUCGUGGCCUGCGACGCCGGUGCGUUGGUGGAAGACGACGCACAAGACCGCGCGGUCUGAUGGCGAUCGACCGCCGCACGAAAGCCUGCAAAGUCUCGAGGGGAGUGGCCGUGCCAACGUGAAGGAGAAGCCCCUGCCCACGCCCCCAUCCCUCUCAGCUGCCCAUGCUGCUGUGAGCACUAUCGCAGCUCUGCAGCGCACGCUCGCUGACAAGGAGGCGGAGCAGGAAGCGCUUCGAUCACACGUCGUCACCCGCGGCAACGAGAACGACACUCGAGACGCCACUGCGCCUGCGGAAGCGCCGCCUGUGGAGUACAGCGCUGGUGAUUCCGUAAUAUCUGGCGCUCGAGGCGCGCCGUCAGCGUCGCCGUCCGCGGCGGAGGCAGUUGCAGAGGCUCGCAUCGCUCAGCUGGAGUGGCAGCUGCAGAACGUUCAGCAAGAGAAGCGGGAGGACAUGCACACGCUGCGUGACCACAUCGAUCACCUCACACGUGAACUGCACCGAAAGAGUCGCGACAUGGAGCGGCAACAGCGGCAUCACAAGCUCGAGCUAGCAGCCCUUCAGCAGGAGGUGACGGCCUUGGCCGACCAGCUUGAAGAGCAGAUCCGUGUGUCCACGAACCCAACAGCAGCACCUCCGAAGCGAGAGCCGGAGGCGGAACAGGUGAUGGAGCUGCAACGUGAGCUGGCGCAGGCGAAGGCGCGGGAGGCGCUGCUGCUGACCGAGCGUGCCGCUACGCAGCGGCGCUGGCUGCAAGAGCUGGAGGAGCAGAAGAGUUUACUCGACGAAGCGCGUGCGGACGCUGCGCGAGAAGAGGUGCAAAAUGAGUCCCGUGUGCAGCAAGAGCGCCAGCUGGCUCAGAAGGCAACCCAACAGCAACAGCAGCUCGAGGAGCAGGUGCGUCAGUACAAGGAAGCCCUCGCACAAGCGAAGCGAGAGCUGUUAGAGCUGCGUGCAGUACAUCAGCGAACGGAGGAGACCGUGUCAGAGCAGAGGCGGCAGCUCCAGCUCAUCAGCCACGACAUCGCCGCAGCGGCGCUGGAACGGGCUCAUGAUGAGCAGCGAGCUGCGCGCGCGGAAGAGCAGGCUAGGCUGCUCCACCAGCACCUGCGUCAAGCAGAGGCCACCGUCACAUCCCAAGAGGCUGAGCUGGAAUCGCUCCGGCAAGCUCACCAGGACGAGGUGGCCGCGGCUGUCGCGCUGCAAGAGGAAGAGCACGCCGCCCUGCUCAAGCACGUGAAAGGCUGCAUGAAGGGCAGUGAGGCCGUGGAGAGCGCGUUGCUGGCGGCCGAGAGCAGCAGACGUGAGAUGGCCUCUCGACUGACGCGUGCGCUGGAAGAGCGAGAUGAGUGCCAUCGACUUCUCCGUGAGGCAUCCGUGCAGGCACAGGCGCAGCUGUUGGAACAGCAGCAGCUCCUCAGCGAAGGGAACGAUUUGAUGCACCAACGGCUGCAAGAGGCCCAGACGGAUCUUCGGGAGCGCACAGAGGCCCUGGAGACGACGCAGCGUGAGCUACAGGCCGUCCAGCAACGGAUGCUGGCCCUCAAAGACGAGCUCACGCGCUCCCAGGCAGCGCAACAUCAGCUUGGCGAAGAGCUGCACGCAGCACAGGCGAGGCACGAGGCGCAGACUGCACAGCUCGUGCAUGCGAAGGAGGGCUUGAAGGAUGCGUUGCAUGCACAGCUGGCCACGAUGGGCAAACUUCGUCGAACGGAGAAGCGGCUACACUCGCAACAGGCGGCGGCGCAGCGGGCGAUGGAGCGACGACAAGAGGAGCAGCGAGCACUCCAGGGCAUUGUGGACCUUCUAUGGUCGCCGGGGGUGUCCCUGUCGUCGACGUGCCCGCGGGCUUUGGGGGUGCGGCCGCACGAGUCCAGCCGCGUAUUGAGCCUGCCGCCACCGCAGGUAGUGCGGAGUGCAGCGACACUGGCGCCCGGUGACAUGCCGGCCGUGCCGCGCAGGGCCCUCGCGAUGCUGGAGCGGAGCGCCAACACCAAUACGAGGAGAUCUUACCAGAUCCAGAAACGGCAAUCGGUGAGCAUGACUGGUGCUUCAGCUGCAGGAGCUGCUGGUGUCCGUGCGGAUGCCGAAAACGGAGAUGUCGAUGUAACCGUGCACCCGUCGCGGUCGGCGUCGUCCGUGUCCUCCGCCGCAGCGUCCGUGGUGAUGUCCGCUGUCAGCUGGGACGACGUGCCGGCGGCCUCACUCAGCGAUGGCGGCACGGCACUCGAAGAACGCCAUCGCCCCGCGGCAGAGGCUUUGGCGGAAGGCGAUGUGUCGGCGAAUUCGGGUGCUGCCGCAUCCGCGGGGGGGUUCCGUCAUUCUCGCCUCGACGCCGACAUACCUGCGCUCGAGGGGCGCCUGCAGUGCUUUGCCAUCGCCCACCAAGGAGGCGGGCGAACAGCGGCUACUGAGGCGGACCUCUCUCUCCUGCGCCCUCUCCGUGCCAUUCGGGAUGCCGUCGAGCAGGUAUACGCCGCCUACACCGCCGCGCAGCACGAGCUGGGCACCAAGCGGAUUGCGGUGCGGACGCUGGUGAAGGAGAGGAAGGCGCAGCAGGUUCAGCUGGAGGAACUGCGCGCUACGCUUCAAGAGCAGCGGCACAAGGCUGAGCGGCUGCGGCGCGACGCGGUCCAGGCCAUGCGGGCGGCGUCGCAAGCGGAGCUCGAGAAGGUGUGUCAUGCAUGGCAGGCGAAGUGCGAGGCGGGCAUGGCUAUGCAGCUACAAGCCUCUGAGGAACAACAUCGCCGCGCGGUAGCGGAGCUCUUGAAGACGUGUGCGGAGCACGUGCAAGCGGAGCUUAUCGCCUUCGUGCAGCUUCUGCCCACCACUCUGCGUGCUGGGUUGGCGAGAGCCGCGGCGGCGUCGGCAGAGCGCACACGCGACGAAGUGGGGCGAGAAGUGCAUCAUCAGUACUGGCGCCCCCCGGGCACCACGAGCGCACCCCACCACCUCGUCUCUGAUCAUGACCAUGGUACGCAGGUGCGUCAUACAAGCACCGCCGCCGCGGCUGCUGAUGACGUGUCGCUUCUCUCGUUGGGACUUGAGGUGCAGCCCGAAGUGCAGGCAGAGUGCGACGCGAUCAUCCGCGACGUUCUCCACAUGGCGGGUGGAUGGGCCGACUUGACGAGUACCGUGCUCGUCGCCAGCAGCACCGCCGCCGCGGACUGUCCGUCAGGGAGCCGUGCCGCUGCCCCUGCUGUCGAACCGGCUCAGAGAACCGUGGUGAACGCCGAAGCUGCUCUCUGGUCUGCCGAGGAGAUGGCGGAGCUCAAGGAAGUGAUCCAGGCGCACAUAACUCGCUCACUGUCGGCGCUGACGACAGCGGCAUCAUCUUCCUCGUUAGCAGGCGUGACCACCAGCGCAUCGAGAAGCGAAGCAAGUGAAGAGCGGCAGGGCGUGGAUGAUCACGCGCAAGACGCACCGGCCACCGUCGGUGGUGCGAGUGGCGGCACCAGAUCCACGAAUGCCAAGGGAGCGGCCUCCGGCGAACAGUCGAAGGCCGCUCUACCACGCUGGAUGCGUUCCCUUCGCACAUCCACUCGUCCAGCCUCAUCACCAUCGCACUUCUCACCCGACAGGGAGCGCGAGAGCACGUCAACUCCGCCGAGAAACUCUGCCGUUGAAGACGCAGCCGCUGCUCGGGUGCCUCUGCACCACCACCAGCCUCGCCUGCUCGCCCUGCUUCUGGAUGCGUGCGUCGCACAUGUGCACGCGCGGCUGCUGGCGUGA
Messenger RNA from Leishmania mexicana MHOM/GT/2001/U1103, 4635 nucleotides. RefSeq lists its product as hypothetical. The transcript has a single exon. The coding region runs from base 1 to 4635 and encodes 1544 amino acids. NCBI's taxonomy places the organism in Eukaryota, Euglenozoa, Kinetoplastea, Trypanosomatida, Trypanosomatidae. The record is from RefSeq and is a predicted model, not a curated record. Gene Ontology annotation, cellular component: type III intermediate filament.